This is a messenger RNA of Phytophthora sojae, 633 nucleotides long. RefSeq lists its product as hypothetical. Gene Ontology annotation, biological process: DNA recombination; DNA integration. NCBI's taxonomy places the organism in Eukaryota, Oomycota, Peronosporomycetes, Peronosporales, Peronosporaceae. Gene Ontology annotation, molecular function: DNA binding. The transcript has a single exon. The record is from RefSeq and is a predicted model, not a curated record. The annotation marks the transcript as partial.
CGGACGUAUUCGCUGCACCAUCUGCCGAAAGAGGAACGCGCUGCCGAGGCGUUGACGUACCUGGAGAGGUGGUUCGCAUACGCGCGGACAAAACUACACCAUUCAUGGUGCGAUAGUGACUGUGCUUUCCCAUCGCUGACGAAGAUCCCACGUGGCUGCAGUAAAAAACGAAAGCCCGGUGCGACCGCUUCUACCAAGACUACCUCCUUUGCAAACGUCUGUGUAAAAUGGGGAUCGCCGAUGUCCGACACCAAUUUCACGCAGGUGCUGAACAUCGUUGCUGAGGCGGCUGGGAUCAGCCGGAAUUUGCUCGGCGACGAAAUCUGGUUCACAUCGCACUGUUUCCGGCGCGGGGGUGCCCAGUACAGGUUCAUGUUUGCACCAGAGAAGCGCCGAUGGUCGUUGAAGCUUGUAAAGUGGUGGGCGGGCUGGGCGCCCAGUGAGAAAGCUGAGACAGUUACGAGGUAUCUUUUGGACGAUGUCCUCGAUCGCGAAGAAAACCAACUUGGUGACUCGUUGGUGCCCGACGCGGUGUCAUGCUCUUCCGCAUCGCUUGAAAGUAUCAGGGAUAUUGAGUACGGAAGCUCGCAGGCAGAGACAGACGAUUGCGAGGAAAUACAGGUAGUGCAAUGA